ACGUAGCGUAUUUUAACUUGUGUAACUAUUUUGAUCCAGAUAUACGCAAAAUGUUUAUAGGAGAAAAAAAGGUUACGAAGAAAAGAAAAUAGUAAAAGGUGAAAAAGGUUACUCACACGCAUCCUCUGACUCUGACUAUUGAGAGAUAUAUUUCCCCUUGCAGUAAAUAAAAAUCUAUGGCUUUGUUGGGAAGAAGAAAAAGUCAAGAGUGAACUCGUAAUCUUUGUCGGGAGAGAGCAACAGGCUUUUGAUGUUGUAACAUUAUACUAUUAUUAUUAUAAAAAAAGCAAAUAGUUUUAGUAUGAAUUACAAUCAUACUUAACAACAAACCCCGUUUUGGUUUUUUAAUUUUUUUUUGUAUAAAUGAUAAAGAUGGACAAAGGACAAGCCAUUAAUACUGAUCUGAGAAUUUUUAAGGAAAAGAAGAUAGAAACAGAGAGAGAGACGACUCCAGAGUCGAGUCCAGACAGAACUGUCUCCAGCUACAAGAGACAACAGAAAGAUCCCAACAGCCUUAAAAAAUCGACUGAAUAAGAAAACAACCUUCCAAAGCUAAAUGGUUUGAGAGACAGAAACAGAGGCAGAAACAGGAAAACAGAGCGAGUAAGAUAAAUGGAAAGACAAUGUGAAGAAGAAGAAAUGGAGACAAAACUGAGACGAAGUUUCAUGGGCUAUAGUAGAAGAGCUGGUCCUUCUACUCCUCCACCCACGUGGCGGCUCGAGUUUUCGCCGCCGCGAGUCGGAGCUUCCUCCGCCGUCGUCGAGACGAAGGAGUUUUUGGCGAAUUCAGAGGUUUCUGUCCGGAAAUUGUGUGCUGAUUUGUGGGAAACUGAACAAUUCCGGCAAAGAAUUGAGCUGCGACAUUGUCGACGAAGGGAUUCAGAUGUUGAACCACCUUCCCGUAGUCCGCUUCACGAUCAUCAGCCACCAAGUAGAGGUAGCUUUAGGAGGCAAAUUGCAGCAACUGAUGAUCAUAGAAAUGGUGAUCUGUUGCGACCAAUCUCUCCUGCAAGUUGCAGCAGUAGUUCAUUGGAGGUUGUGGUGCGUAAGCCAGCGUUUAGUCAGACAGGUUCUUCUGCGGUUAAGUCUGCGAGCUAUGGUUUGGGUUCCUCAUCAAAGCUUCUCAAGGUGCUAAACCGGAUAUGGAGUCUCGAAGAACAGAAUACUGCUAAUAUGUCUUUGGUUAGAGCUCUAAAGAUGGAGUUGGAUGAAUGUAGAGCCGAGAUUAAGGAGGUACAGCAACGGGAGAAGCAAAGCGAUAGGCGACUGAGGAAGAAUAAAGAAGAAGAAGAGGUAAAAGAUGUGUUUCGAUCUAUAAAGAGGGAGUUAGAUGAUGAGAGAAAAGUCAGAAAGCAGUCAGAGACUUUGCACCGGAAGCUAACACGAGAGCUUUGUGAAGCGAAGCAUUGUUUGUCAAAAGCUUUGAAAGAUCUUGAAAAGGAGAGACAAGAACGUGUUGUUGUUGAAAAUCUCUGCGAUGAGUUUGCAAAAGCGGUUAAAGAUUAUGAAGAUAAGGCGAGAAGAAUUGGGAAUAAGUCACCAGUGAGUGAUAAAGUAAUUGUGCAGAUUGCAGAAGUGUGGAAUGACCAGAGAUUACAAAUGAAGCUAGAGGAAGAUGAUAAAACAUUUUUGCGAGCUAAGGAGAAGAGUACAUCACAGUCAAGUAAAGGAAGUGGCUUGAGAGCAAAACGAGAUGAUUCGGUUUCUAUGCAUCAAAGGGUUUGCUUGAAGGAACUCGAAGAAGGGCUUGAAAAGCGAACAAGAAGAGAUAACAAAUUGCAGCUUAAGAAGAAGAGCUCAUGCCAAGUUUUUAAUCUAUCUAUGUCUUCGGAAGGAGAUAAGAUUCAUCCAGAGAGUAGUCCAAGGAACGUUGAUGAUCAUGAGAGUCAAGAAAAGUCUAGAACUUUCUCGAAGAUUCUUCCGAGAAAUGUGAAUGUGAUGAUCAGAGAGGAUAAUCAUCGUACUCUCAAGGAUAAGCUGAUGGAAGCUCGUGUCGAGAGUCGACGUUUACGUUCUUCUUUGAAACCAGAGUGAUCCGGCUCAAGCAUGAACCAAUUUGAUAACUCGUGUCUCAUGUUGGAGUAAUUAUUUGGUUGUGGUUAAUAUUAAUGCUCGUUAGAAAAACUACGCUAAACACUUAAAUAUUUCAUUUGUCCCCGUGACACAAAAAAAAAAAAAAAAACUAAUUUUGUCAACAGUUCACAUACAUUGACAUUGAACACAACUCCGGUCAA
Molecule: messenger RNA, 2234 nt
Organism: Arabidopsis lyrata subsp. lyrata
Lineage: Eukaryota; Viridiplantae; Streptophyta; Magnoliopsida; Brassicales; Brassicaceae
Exons: 3
Coding region: 613-2034 (473 amino acids)
Source: RefSeq, a predicted model, not a curated record